Punica granatum (pomegranate) is the source of this 3619-nucleotide messenger RNA. The record is from RefSeq and is a predicted model, not a curated record. NCBI's taxonomy places the organism in Eukaryota, Viridiplantae, Streptophyta, Magnoliopsida, Myrtales, Lythraceae.
CUCUCCCGAAAGGAGAAGGAGAAGGAGAAGGAGAAGCAGCAGGAAGAGGAGCACGACGGGAAGGAAGGAAGUUCCCCUGUCUCUCUCUCCUCUCUCUCUCUCUCUCCCCUCUGCGCCUUUCCUUCUCUGUCAGAUCUCUUUCGCCAUUGAUUCACGUCUUCCUUUCUUCCUCAGAUCGAACCGUCCAUCUCUACACCCCAUUUAACCCCUGAAUUGACCGAGAAAUUGCCCCCCUCAGCCACCAUGAACGACUUCGAAGGCCUCUUGUCCUCCGAAUUCGGCUUCAAACCCCAGGGCAAGUCCGCCCCAAUGGCCUCCUCCAGUCGAUCCGCCUCCACUGCCGUUAACUUCGAUCUCGGAUCUCACUCCUCCACCUCCUUCCCUGAUUCGAUCUUCAACUCUAAACCCACCAAUAAUUCCCACACUCUCGACGAUCUCGGGGACAUAUUCGGCGGCUCAGCGAGGCGUGCGGGGAAAUCGGAGAGCGCCAGAGUCGAUUCCUCCUACGAUUUCGAAUCGAUGUUCAACUCGAGCUCCAAGCCGGAUUCCAGCAUGCCGGUCUACGAUAAGCCUGUUUACGAUGACGACGAUGACAUCUUCGAGGGCGUGCCCGGGAUAAAGAGGUCGUCUUCUUCCGGUGUGAAAUACGGUAACUUGUUCGAGCAGACUUCGAGCACUUCUCCUCCUGCAGGAAGAAGUACUGCUACCAGUGGAUUCGAUGAUCUGUUGGGAGGGUUCGGAAACAGCGAGAGUCAAUCAAGGAGUAAGGAGGAUGAUCCGGCGAUGCCUGCUUCCGAUGACUUGAUUCCUGGGUUCGGAGGGACUAGUCCUACUGAAAGGCCAAAUCUCAAGCCCACUUGGUCUUCAGAACCCAUGGCUACCUCAGCUAAAACAAUGGAAGAUCCCUUUGUGGCUUCAGAGUCUGCAUCCUCCCCUGCUGUCUCAUUUUCUGGAGUAUCCCCUGAACCAUUGGAGGAAUUUAAUAUGUUCGGUAAAUCUGGAAGCACAAAAGAUGGCGCUCGUUCUGUCCCUAGCGGAGUAGUAAUUGAUGACUUGGACCCCUUUGAUGGUUUAGGAAAACCUGUACCUCCAUUUUCACCUGAGAACAGUAUCAAUGGGAAUGAUAGAAACCAUUUGAGGACAGAGCACAGCAACAGUGGGAGUCAACAUUAUAAUGGCAGAGAACAAUCUGAUAAAGUUUCACAGAACACUGUCCCCGCCUAUGAUGAUCUUGAAUCUCAUCCCACCUUUUUCGACGCGUCUUCGGCUACUGGUAGUUUUUCUACUUCUGUUCAUUCACAUGAGAAGCACAGUUCAAAUGAGGCAAAUAUUCCAGCAGAUAUGUCUCCUGGGUAUGAAGAGAACAUUGAAUCCUCUGAUGAGGUUUGGCUGACAGUAUCUGAGAUUCCUCUUUUUACCCAACCAACUAGAAUGCCACCACCUUCCAGGCCUCCUCCUCCACGACCAGCUCGGGCACCAAAGUUUGGGAGCAGUUCUUUCGAUUCUACCAGUUUUAAGAAGGGCAAUGAGAUCCCUCACUUUGCAAAUUCCUCCCAGCAUUAUGGGGGGGCCAACUCAAUUCCCCAAGCUAGAACAGCUACCAUAGAGGAGUUAGAAGAUUUUGCAAUGGGAAGGAGUAAUGGAAGUAACAUUGAUGGUCAUGUUAACUGGGCUUCCAGUGAGGAACUGGACUUGAACUCAGAUGCUGCCGCAUCUGCUGCAGCUAUGAAGGAGGCUAUGGAUAGAGCUGAGGCUAAAUUUAGGCAUGCAAAGGAAUUGCGGGAGAGAGAGAGUACUAAGGCUGCUAGAAGUAGAGAAUCAGUGCAACUGGAAAAGGAUGAGAAUUGGCUAGAAGCUGAGGAGAGAGCUCUCGGGGAAAAGCAGGAGAGGUUAGAGCAGGAAAGGCUACAGAGGGAAAGGGAAGAGCAAGAGAGGGAAAGGAGGAGAAUUGAGAAAGAGAGGGAAAGGGAAGAGAUGGAAAAAGAACAGCGGAGGCUUGAGAAGGAAAGAGAGAGGGCAAGGGCCAGACAAGUUGUUGAAAGGGCUAACAGGGAAGCGCGCGAAAGAGCAGCUGCUGAAGCUCGGGUAAAAGCUGAAAGGGCUGCUGUGGGGAAAGCAAAUGCUGAAGCUCGAGAACGUGCAGAAAGAGCUGCAGUUCUCCGGGCCCAGGCCGAAGCCCGUGAAAGGGCAGCAGCCGAAGCAAGGGAAAGAGCUGAAAGGGCAGCUGCAGAAGUAAGAGCGAGGGAAGCACAGGAAAGGGCUACUGAAGCAAGGGCUAGAGCAGAAAAAGCUGAAAAGGCAACUGCGGAAGCAAGGGAGAAGGAAGCACGGGAACGUGCUGCUGAAGCAAGGAGGAGAGCAGAACGAGCUGCUGUUGAAAGAGCUGCAGCAGAAGCACGAGAACGAGCGGCAGCAGAGGCUCGAGACAGAGCUGCUUCAAGUGCAAGGGCAAAACAGCAAAGCAAUGAUAAUGAUCUUGAAUCGUUCUUCAGCAUGGGUAGAGCAAGCAGUGCACCACGGCCCAGGGCCAAUUAUUCAGAUCCUAUGGUUGAUACACAGUUCCCUAGUAAAAAAGGGCCUGAAGUUGCACGGACCUCAGAUUCAACUCCAAACAUGAGAAAAGCGUCCUCGCCUGCUAAUAUUGUUGACGAUCUUUCAUCAAUUUUUGGAGGUGGCGUUCCAAUAUCUGGAGAGUUCCAGGAAGUUGAAGGGGAAAGUGAAGAAAGAUGCAGAGCAAGAUUAGAGCGCCAUCAAAGGACUCAGGAGAGAGCGGCAAAAGCACUGGCAGAAAAGAAUCAGCGCGACCUUCAAGCUCAGAGAGAACAAGCUGAGAGACAUAGGAUUGCCGAGUCAUUGGAUGUUGAGAUCAAGAGGUGGGCUGCUGGAAAAGAGGGGAACUUGCGCGCUCUGCUUUCAACUUUGCAAUAUGUGCUCUGGCCUGAAUGUGGGUGGCAGCCUGUUUCCUUGACUGAUUUGAUUACUGCAGCUGCCGUGAAAAAAGUAUACAGAAAAGCCACUUUGUGUAUUCACCCUGAUAAGGUUCAGCAGAAGGGUGCCAACCUCCAGCAGAAAUACGUCGCUGAAAAGGUCUUUGACCUGCUCAAGGAAGCUUGGAACAAGUUAAAUUCAGAGGAAUUAUUUUGAGUUAUUGCGACCAUUCUUCCACUCACAAGUUGCUGCACUCGAUGGAAGCAUCAUUUUUCUGGUGGUAACUCUUGUAUCAAGAUAAGAGCCAAACGUUCCAGAAGAAAUUUAUUUCUCUUCAGCCUAUAUAUUGAGUUGAAGUUCAGAGAUGAUAUAGGACGUGGGGUGUGUUGUUCUCUUGAUAUGAGUUCCGAGAUGCCAUUGCUUCUUGUAGAAUUGAGGCUAUCAGGGGGAGGUGAAGUAUUUGGGUUAAAUUAGCGGUUGAGAAGGUGGAUUUUGUGUAGAUUAGCAUACAAUAGCAGUGAUCCAGCUCAAGAACUGAAUUUUUAUUCUUUUGAAGUUUUUCUUUUCUUUCCAUAUUGUUGUUCUUCCCCCCACUCAGUUUGUGAUAUAGCUUGAUUUUUUUUCCUGAGUACAGUCACUUGUAUUUUUGAAUUAAGUUGUUAUAUAAAAAUGCUAUAGUAUUGAGAUGAGA